Molecule: messenger RNA, 917 nt
Organism: Quercus lobata
Lineage: Eukaryota; Viridiplantae; Streptophyta; Magnoliopsida; Fagales; Fagaceae
Exons: 4
Coding region: 115-741 (208 amino acids)
Molecular function (GO): calcium ion binding
Source: RefSeq, a predicted model, not a curated record
AGGCUGUAGUAUGCUAUAAAUUCAACACAAAAAUUUGCCUCCUCUCUCAAGUCCUCACCUCCCUGUAAAAAAGCCCAAAAAAACUAGAGCAACGUACUCAUCAAAGGUCUUGACAUGGCGAUGGAAGAGUUACACAUGGCCGCUCUUGCUUAUUAUAACAAUAGUAACGGGGAUCUUCAGAAUAAAGCGUGGGACUUCUUCAAUUCCAUGGAUUCGAAUGGAAAUGGUCGAGUCAGCUACGAGGAGUUCAUCCACUUUUUCGGGCAAUACGGCUACAAUUGGGAAGACAGCAACUUUUACCAUAGUUUGGACCGCGACCACGACGGUUUGCUGGAUUUCUGGGAAGUCCUCACAUUGUACUACAUCUUGAAAACAAGGAGUGUGCGGUGCCAGUGCUGCUCAGCGUGCCAAUUUGGACUGUAUUUCACGUGCGUUACAUGCUUUCACAGUGCUCGCCACACCUUCGAUAUCUGUAUUGGUUGCUAUAGCGCACAGACGUACAGGCGGCAGCACGACCAUGAUGUUUUCUUGGAUAGCUACGUGUUGCUGCGCUCCAAGAAAGGGCCUCCUCCUGGUUUGCCAGAUCUGAAUCAGGCACUAAUUCCUGUUCAACCAAAUGUUGUUAUAAAUGCACCAGAAAGGCCGAGGUGGUGGACAGCACUUACAGCAUUGGAAUCGGCGAUAGCGGUGAUAAGCAUAGGGAGUUCGAUCUCUUCAUUACUAAGUUGUAGCAUAAUGUGAUAUGAUUAAUUACGAGAAAAUUGGAGUACAAGAAUUACCACUAGUUGCCAUAAAUGAAAGGGCAUGGCCUCCAUACUAAAUUUAUAUCUUAUAAACUUCAUCUAUGCUGAAGGGUUUGUAACAAUAGCAAAUUCAUGGUCCACAAGAAAUUUAAUUUGUCUGAAAUUUCCGGCCAA